UGUGGCCAUGUUCCUGCACCACUACUGCAUCCUCCUCCUCACUCUGCUAACAACCCUAUCCCUCGCUUCAUCUACCACCUCCUCCCCUUUCCCUUGCACCGGUGGCUCCAUAUACUUCACCGCCCACACUGUCGACAGCCUACUCUUCCAGAACCCGGACGUGCUUCAUGAUCUGUUCGUGUUCAAGUGCGUUAUUACGGUCGUGUUCAAUGCGGAUACGGGAGGCGAGGCCAGGAACGAAACGAGGAGGGAAGAGUUGGAGUAUGGGUUGGGCAGGGCGUAUGAGAUUAUGUCUAGUGCAUCGUUGAGGGGGUCAGGGGGGAGUGUUCGCAACAACACAAAGAUUCCACUCUACAAAUAUGAUGUCGCGGCUUCGCCUCUUCUGGGUCUAUCCAAUGUUCAAAUCCUCUUUCUUCGUCUACCAGACAGCACGUAUUACGGCCAGGGAUAUCGUGCUUGCCGAGAGGAGUCGUUGAAAAUGCUAUACAGCGCAGAAAUUUCUCGCAUUACAGCCACUGACAGAGCUGCUACGUAUACGAUCAGAGAUUUGAAGGAGAUCAUCGCAACAAUCCUGCGUGAGAGGCGUGCAGACGAUAUCCACGUACUGAACUACCUGGCGUCGCUCUCGACUGGCCAAGAUGACUAUCAACUCGAACAUGCUGACCGUAUCAUGUCUGCCAAGCUCGUCAUGGAUGUUGUAAAGGAGGAGGGUAUUGAGGGGAGAGUUGUAGCACAUGGCUGUGACGAGGUUCGCAACCAGGGGGUCAAUCUCAACACCCCUGAUUACAUCAACAAGGUCAAUGCCUUUUUCGAAUAUGCCAAAUACGAUCCUGACAUGUGUCAGAGUGUUGACGAGUGUGGCGAGCGACUCUCAAAAGCAGGCACAUCAAUAGGUGGCUAUAAUGAGGGCGACUACAUCUACGAGUUUCUAAAGCGGGAGUACUACGUCACAUAA
Bipolaris maydis ATCC 48331 is the source of this 955-nucleotide messenger RNA. NCBI's taxonomy places the organism in Eukaryota, Fungi, Ascomycota, Dothideomycetes, Pleosporales, Pleosporaceae. The record is from RefSeq and is a predicted model, not a curated record.